Molecule: messenger RNA, 1701 nt
Organism: Vanrija pseudolonga
Lineage: Eukaryota; Fungi; Basidiomycota; Tremellomycetes; Trichosporonales; Trichosporonaceae
Product: FAD-binding monooxygenase moxY
Exons: 4
Coding region: 1-1701 (566 amino acids)
Molecular function (GO): N,N-dimethylaniline monooxygenase activity; NADP binding; flavin adenine dinucleotide binding
Source: RefSeq, a predicted model, not a curated record
AUGACUAUCCCAGCGAACGGCAACCACGGCAACGGCGAGGAACGCGCCUAUGUGUACCGCGACGUGCCGAUGGGCACCAAGCGGAACAUCAAGAUCAUCACCAUCGGCGGCGGCGCGUCCGGUAUCAACAUGGCGUUCCAGCUCAAGACCCACAUGACCGACUACACGCACGUCGCGUACGAGCGCAACACUGAGCUCGGCGGAACAUGGCUCGAGAACAGGUACCCCGGCUGUGCUUGCGACAUCCCCUCCCACUCGUACCAGUUCAGCUGGGCGCCCUACACCAAGUGGCCGAGCUUCUACUCCAAGUCGGAGGACAUUUACGAGUACAUGAACUGGUGUGUCGACACGCACGACCUGCGCGGCGACUUCAAGGUCGGGUACGAAGUCGUCGGCGCCAAGUGGGACGAGGACACGGCCGAGUGGGUCGUCAGCGUCCGUGGGCCGGACGGUGUCGUGUUCGACGACCGUGCCGACUUCCUCGUCAACGGCAACGGCGUGCUCAACAAGUGGAAGUGGCCUUCCAUCGACGGCCUGCACGACUUCAAGGGCCACCUUGUCCACUCAGCCAAGUGGGACCAGACCUACGACUUCAAGGACAAGACCAUCGCCGUCAUUGGCGUCGGAUCAACCGCCGUGCAGAUCAUUCCCAGCCUGCAGCCCAUUGUCGGCAACAUGAAGUGCUUCAUCCGAUCGCCCGCCUGGAUCACCCCAUCCUAUGGUGCCCAGUUUGCCGGACCCAACGGCUCAAACUUCAACUACACCGACGAGCAGAAGGCCAAGUUUGAGGAGAGCCCGGAAGAGUACCUUGCCUACCGCAAGGCCAUCGAGGACAGCCUCAAUGCCCGUUUCAAGAUUAUGCAGAAGGCUUCAGAUGAGCAGAAGGCCGCAAGGGCAGCAUGCACCGCCGAGAUGGCCACCAAGCUUGCGUCCAAGCCCGAGCUUCGCGAGCUCCUGAUCCCAGACUUUGCCGUCGGAUGCCGCCGCCCCACCCCUGGUAACGGCUUCCUCGAGGCGCUCGUGUCCGACAACGUUGACGUUGUCUCGACGCGUAUCGAGCGCGUCACCCCCAACGGCAUCAUGACCGCCGAUGGAGUCGAGCACGUUGUCGAUGCCAUCGUUUGCGCGACGGGCUUUGACGUCUCCCUCAAGCCGCGCUUCCCCUUCGUCGGGCGCAACGGGGCCGACCUUGCCGAGCGCUGGUCCAAGGGCCCUGCAGAGUCGUACAUGUCAAUCAUGGUCGACAACCACCCCAACUACUUCACGUACCUCGGCCCAUCUGCACCCGUCGCCCACGGAUCAGUGCUGCCCAUCAUCGAGGUCAUGUCGCUGUACAUGCUCAAGGUCAUGAACAAGAUGCAGGUGGAGCCCAUCCGGUCCAUCGCGCCGACCGAGCAGGCCGUCAAGGAGUUCAACAUCCACCGCAACGAGCAGCUCAAGACGACUGUCUGGAGCUCCAAGUGCUCGUCAUGGUUCAAGGGCGGCACGAUUGACGGCGACCUCAUCGCGCUCCACCCCGGCUCGCGCAUCCACUUCAUCCAGAUGGUCGAGAACCCCCGGUACGAGGACAUGGAGAUCCAGUACGACGGCAACCGCUACUCGUACCUCGGCAACGGCGUCACCAUGCGUGAAGUCCGCGGCGAAGACCUGUCGUGGUAUCUCAACAACCCGCUCGACGUCACCCUCCCGUACCCCAAGUAA